Clonostachys rhizophaga is the source of this 2631-nucleotide messenger RNA. Lineage: Eukaryota; Fungi; Ascomycota; Sordariomycetes; Hypocreales; Bionectriaceae. The record is from the annotation of a GenBank genome assembly.
AUGCCUCUGGGAAACAUUCCCCUAUCCACGAACAUCGGAGACUACUCGUCCAAGAAGCUCAAGAAACGUUGGCCAAAGCCCCUUGCAAAGAAGUAUCGCCGUGUGCCAUCACCUGCUGGGUGGCCCGAGAAGGUCCUGAGAGAGGAUGAAGAGUAUUAUGCGGUCGCCUCUCGGCUUUGGGUGGAGCAAGCUAAGAAUCUCUCUGAGGAGAGUAGGAAAAACUUCAUCGAAGGAUUGAAGUUCCUUCGCAGGACUAGCAGUGCUGAUCAUUGCCUCACUACUCACACCUUGGCAAGACGAUAUGAGAGCACUCGAGAUAUCAUUUUCCCUAUCCUCCUAAAAAUUGUUUACUCUAGCGAGCAGUACAAGAGCCUCAAGCCUUUCUCAGAAGUCAAAGAUCAAUACCCGGGAUGGAACCCCGACUCUGAUGAUGCUUCUUUUAACUCUUGGGUCCCAAAGGAAUACAUCAAGGAGCCUCCAUCAGGUCAAAUGCUGGUCACGCGAUCCUAUCUGAAAGGAGAGCUCACUCGCGUUGGGACCAAGCUGGAAAAGCAUAUCGACGAGAAAGCGCACACUCUUUAUCUUGAUCUCAAAGUAAAACUUGAUCUGAUAUUGAGCACUAUCAGCAUCCUUGGAAGGCAGGAUUCAAAUGCAAAGGGGACGAGCACUGCGGUCGUGGCCCCUCUUCCGAAACCUACAUCACAUGGAACCAUUCAGACUGGUGGAGACGAAGACUGGGAAGAUAUCCCUGAUGGCACAAGCAGGAAGAAGGGAAAGAAACGUGAAGCUGCUGGAAAGGCACCCUCUACUGCCACUCAGCUGCCUGACUCUGGCGAAGCUGCUCCUGCUGGUGCAAGCAGGAAGAAGGGAAAGAAACAUGAAACUGCUGGAAAGGCACCCUCUACUGCCACUCAGCUGCCUGACUCUGGCGAAGCUGCUCCUGCUGGUGCAAGCAGGAAGAAGGGAAAGAAACAUGAAGCUGCUGGAAAGGUACCCUCUACUGCCACUCAGCUGCCUGACUCUGGCGAAGCUGCUCCUGCUGGUACAAGCAGGAAGAAUAAGAAAACACCUAAGCCUUCUGGGAAACAGACUGCCAUUGGUAGCCUAUCCUCUGAUGAAGGUUCUGAUAUUCCUCUUUUGGGAAAGGUCAAUUCAACUCAUACCGGCGCUGAUUUGCAGAAAUCCUCUUCAGCCCCUCCAGGAGCAACCAGGACUCCGUUGCCCAACGCAGCUCCUACCUCUCGACUUGCCAAGGCGGGAAAACCAUCGUCUGGUGGAAAGCGAAAGACUCCUUCCCCUGCUGCAGACCAUGGGGGUACCGACGAAGAAUUCUCCACGCCCAGCAAGAGGCCGAAGAGACGCAAGACUGCCCCUACUACUGUUCAAGCUACUCCAUCUGCCCCUACUACUAUUCAAGCUACCCCUUCUGUCCCCGCAACCCUUCAAGAGACUCCUGCUCCUGAGACUACCAAGAAGAAGAAGGUCAAAGUUCGCGACACGAUAGAAGGCAGCCCUCCGCCCGGCUCUGCUGAGUUUGAUGCUCUCGAGCCCAAACAAAAGGCUUGUUUAACAAGGAUUCGGAGAGAACGUGCCCGACUUGAAGAGGACCUGAGGCAAGGUCGUGCUCUUAGGCUCAAAGAGAAACUGGAGAAUGAAGAGUUUAAGCGGAAGGUACAUGGAAGGGAUGGACGUGCUUCUUCUGCUGUUUCGUUUGAUGAUAUCUUGGAAGAGAAUUCUGGUUCUUCCUCCCAUGAGAAUGCUGAUGCUUUCAAAACCCCUCUGGAGACGUACCCAUCUGAGAAGCCUGCUUCCCUGAGUGUACAGCCCUCCCUACAGGAGCAAGCUGGAAGUGCUUUCGGUCGCGAACCUGUCCCUCCAGGCCCUACUCUUCCUACCCGAUCUAUUUUUGGCCCAGUCGCUGAACAGAAUGCUGAACAAUGGAAGUCUGCUUCUGGUUAUACUCCACUCUCUGAGAAGGACCCCAUUUCUACUGCCCUUACAGCAGAGGUAUCGCUGGCCCCUCCUCUACAAGAUCUUUUGAAGAACUGGGAAAAGGUCUAUGAGAAUCAAGGAGCCAAAACUGAUACAUCUGCCAUCGAUGGUUUGAAGAGAUGGGAAGAGACCUAUGGGAAUCGGGGAGUCAAAGCACAUACAUCUGCUCGGGAUGCGUCUAUCUCUGCUGGUUUCACUUCACUCAGAAGAGCUCAGACUGGCCACGUUAGGCCUCAAUUUACUCCCAUCAACAGGCCUGUUUCUGGAGGAGUGGCAGCCUCUUCCCUGCUGGGACAAGCUGGAGCUUCAACCUUCAAGUUUCAAACCCCUCCUCCUCGCCGCUCUGAAUCUGGUACGGUGUCUCCAGCUCCACGAUUCUCUCCCCAAAAGGUUGUUUCUACGUUGGGACCAACUUCUGUGUGCCCGCAGGCACAAGCUGGGAGUAGAGAACUGGAAUCUGCAUCUCAUGGAAGCUUGUCAUCUACCUUGGCAUCUGAGGCUCUUGUUGACCCGAAUGGUGAACUUUCUAUGGCCAACUAUCCGGCGCGUGUUGAUGACCCCGCAGCCAACACUAGCGAACCCGUCUUUGAGAGACCUGGUAUUCUUGAUAACUUGGAUUCUCUGGAAGGUGAUGUUUGA